This is a messenger RNA of Lactuca saligna, 1158 nucleotides long. The record is from the annotation of a GenBank genome assembly. NCBI's taxonomy places the organism in Eukaryota, Viridiplantae, Streptophyta, Magnoliopsida, Asterales, Asteraceae.
AUGUUGCGCAAAUUAUAUGAUGAAGAACAAAUAGAGGAAGAUAAAUUUGAAGAAGAGGAGGAAGAAGAUUCCGGUCCCAUGUACGACACCGAUGGAGAAGGGGAAUUUUGUGAAAGAAUAAAUUUCUUGGUUGAAGAGGAAUUUAUUGAAGAAAUUGAAGAAGAAACUAAUUUCGUGAUCGGAGAUGAAUUUGUUGAAGCAGUUGUGGAAGAAAUCAAUUUUGUUGAUAUGGACAGAAUUGUUGAAGAAAUUGUGAUUUUUUUUGAACAACAAAUUUCAUUCCAAGAGCUUACAACCACGAGAACAAAUGAUUAUAAGUGUCACAAAAAUUCAGGUUCUCAUAUCUUUUAUGAACAUAAUUUCUUUUCUAAAGAUCUUAAAGAAAUCCAAAUUGGAAGCUUCAUUGAUCAAGAAGGUUUAUUCGUUUUUCAUCUUCAUUUUCAUUUCAAAGUGUGGGAGAUUUUUACACUUUGGAGGCCAUGGAAUGCUUAUAUUUUGCAUUUUGAAGACCUUGGAGAGAGGACGAAGUAUGGUGAGAGGUUUGAUUUUACUAAUUAUCAUCUUAAUAAUGAUGUUUUUGUUUUGUCUUCGUUCAUUGAUCAAAAGGAGAAAAAAGACUUGUGUAUUACUUUUGAUAAAAAGUUUUGUGCAAUUAGAGAUGGAGACUUUUCAUUCGUGGCUCAAAAACAGCAAGACCAAUUAUUUUUGGAUGAUGGCAGAAUUUUGUACCCUUCAAAAGACAUUAUGAUGAUUUCCAAAAAAAUAUGUGUUCAUGGUGGUAUCAAUCAGUCACCAAAAGAGGCAUUGCGUGGCAAUUCUUAUGCCCAUUUUCUAUGUUGUCCACAAACAAAACAUAUUUUCAUUAAUUCUUCAUUCAUUGUUCAAAAACACCAAGACCGAUGGCGUGAAGUUUGUUGGGAACGAAAGAAGAAGGAUGGUUCAAGUUCAUGGGAAUGUACGGAAGUGGUUUUUCAUCCACAAAUGGAAGAUACGGUUAAGAUUGAAUUUGGUGAGUUAUUUGAAGAAGAACAUGUGUAUGUGGAGAAAAGACCAAGUUGGAGUAAAGAAAAUGUUACAUUAUGCAAUAACAAAUUGUUUUCAAGACUUUCUGUCAUGGAAGGUUCGUAUGGGGGAACAACACAAUUUGGUUCUUACUGA